AUGGCUCCUUGGCCCGAGCUGCAGAAUGCCCAGGCGAACCCCAGUACAUACAUCGAAGGGGGUCCCCAGGCCCCCGUGACCCAGAAAGGCAAGGAACCCAACAAAAGUGACAGCGGGGCCUCUGCCACCAAGGGGGACCUGCUGCCGUCCCACUCCACGGUGGCGCUCAUCGAGGACCCCCCAGAAGACCCCUGGGACCUGCCCGCGCUGCAGGACACGGGGCUUAAGUGGUCAGAGCGCGAUGCCAGAGGGAAGCUGCUCUGUGUCCUCCAAGGCGUCGGGAAGCUCAUCCUGCUGCUGGGAUUCCUCUACUUGUUCGUCUGCUCCCUGGAUGUCCUCAGCAGCGCCUUCCAGCUGCUGGGAGGAAAAGUGGCCGGGCAGUUCUUCAGCAACAACUCGAUUAUGUCCAACCCGGUGGCUGGACUGGUCAUCGGGGUGCUGGUGACCGUCCUGGUGCAGAGUUCCAGCACUUCUUCAUCCAUCAUCGUCAGCAUGGUGGCCUCGUCAUUGCUGACCGUGCGGGCCGCCAUCCCCAUCAUCAUGGGGGCCAACAUCGGCACGUCCAUCACCAACACCAUCGUGGCGCUCAUGCAGGCCGGGGACCGCAAUGAGUUCAGAAGGGCUUUUGCGGGGGCCACCGUCCAUGACUUCUUCAACUGGCUGUCCGUGUUCGUGCUCUUGCCCCUGGAGGCCGCCACCCACUACCUGGAGUUGCUCACCAACCUUGUGGUGAACUCCUUCCACUUCAAGAACGGAGAAGAUGCCCCGGCCCUUCUGAAGGUCAUCACGGACCCCUUCACGAAGCUCAUUAUCCAGCUGGAUAAAAAAGUUAUCAACCAAAUCGCAAUGAAUGAUGAAAUGGCUAAAAACAAGAGCAUGGUCAAGAUUUGGUGCAAAACGUUCACCAAUAUGACCCAGAUGAACGUCACUGUGCCCUCACCUCUGAACUGCACCUCCCCUGACCUCUGUUGGACCGAUGGUUCUCAAACCUGGACCCUCAAGAAUGUGACCUACAAGGAGAACAUCGACAAAUGCCAGCACAUCUUUGUGAAUUUCAACCUCCCGGACCUGGCUAUUGGCAUCAUCCUGCUGAUUGUCUCCCUGCUGGUCCUCUGUGGCUGCCUCAUCAUGAUCGUCAAGAUCCUGGGCUCUGUGCUCAAGGGGCAGGUGGCUGUUGUCAUCAAGAAGACCCUCAACACAGACUUGCCCUUUCCCUUCGGCUGGGUGACUGGCUACCUGGCCAUCCUCGUGGGGGCGGGCAUGACCUUCAUUGUGCAGAGCAGCUCCGUGUUCACAUCUGCUAUCACCCCGUUGAUUGGUCUCGGCGUGAUCUCCAUUGAGAGGGCGUAUCCGCUCACGCUGGGCUCCAACAUCGGCACCACCACCACCGCCAUCCUGGCCGCCCUGGCCAGCCCAGGCAACACUCUGAAGAGCUCGCUCCAGAUCGCCCUGUGCCACUUUUUCUUCAACAUCUCUGGCAUCUUGCUGUGGUACCCCAUCCCGUUCACCCGCCUGCCCAUCCGCCUGGCCAAGGGGCUGGGCAACAUCUCCGCCAAGUACCGCUGGUUUGCUGUCUUCUACCUCAUCUUCUUCUUCUUCCUGACCCCGCUGGCCGUGUUCGGGCUCUCGCUGGCGGGCUGGCCGGUGCUGGUGGGCGUAGGGGUGCCCAUCAUCCUCGUGAUCGUGCUGGUGGUGGUCAUCAAGCUGCUGCAGUCCCGCUGCCCGGGGGUCCUGCCCCUGCGACUGCGGACCUGUAACUGCCUGCCCCAGUGGAUGCGCUCGCUGAAGCCGUGGGACAAGGUCGUGAGCACCUUCUCCACCUGCUGCCAGCAGCGCUGCUGCUGCUGCUGCCGUGUCUACUGCCGGCUCUGCUGUACCAUAUGCGGCUGCACCAAGUGCUGUCCCUGCUGCAAGUGUUGCAACAUCCUGGAGGAGGAGCCUGACGUCCCCGUCAAGGUCCCCGAGGCCUUCGAUAACUUGGCUUUGGGCCCCGAGGCCCCCAGUUGGUCUCCCAAGUCCCCGGUGGACACCCUGGGUACAAAGAUGGUCUCCAGCAUCACUGCCUUGUAG
Sorex araneus (European shrew) is the source of this 2070-nucleotide messenger RNA. It is a transcript of the gene SLC34A2, whose product is annotated as solute carrier family 34 member 2. NCBI's taxonomy places the organism in Eukaryota, Metazoa, Chordata, Mammalia, Eulipotyphla, Soricidae. The record is from RefSeq and is a predicted model, not a curated record. Gene Ontology annotation, cellular component: apical plasma membrane; vesicle; brush border. The coding region runs from base 1 to 2070 and encodes 689 amino acids. Gene Ontology annotation, biological process: intracellular phosphate ion homeostasis; sodium-dependent phosphate transport. The transcript is spliced from 12 exons. Gene Ontology annotation, molecular function: sodium:phosphate symporter activity.